GGUAUGUUGAAAAUGGGACUUUCAAAGUCUGGAUGUGUAUGCGGCAGUGUUUCCUGGCAGAUUUUCUGUGGUUCCUUUUUUGUCCACCCCCUUUUCUUCCUACUGUCACCCGACGCAUAUCCUCUAUAACUUGGAGUUAUCACUAACAGUUUGAUCAGCACUAUGCCGAAUCUGCGAGCCAAUCGCGUUCAUGUCCAUUUUCCCCUAUGUCUAUCGCAUGGUGGAGUCCUUCCAUGUGACGGACAAUGAUCGCAAAAUUGCCCUCUAUGCAGGCAUGAUCACCUCUGCCUUCACAUUUGCGGAGUUCUCAACAGGCAUGUUCUGGGGACGCAUGAGUGACAAGGUUGGUAGGAAACCAGUCCUAAUCAUGGGCCUGGUCGGGACCGCUAUUAGCAUGAUUGUAUUUGGGUUUGCUCCCAACUUACCUACAGCGAUGAUCGCCCGGGCUUUAGGAGGCCUGUUGAACGGAAACAUCGGAGUACUCCAGACGACCGUGGCGGAGAUCGUGACUGUCAAGGAACACCAACCCCGGGCUUACUCCAUCAUGCCAUUUGUUUGGUGCUUGGGAUCGAUUAUCGGACCCGCCAUGGGCGGUGCGCUGGCACAGCCGUGCGAGAAUUAUCCCUGGCUAUUUCAGCGCGGCACUAUCCUCGAAGCUUUUCCAUUCCUGCUACCCAACGUGGUAUGCGUUGUUGUUCUAAUGUUCGGCAUUGUGGUUGGCUUAUUGUUCUUGGAGGAGACCCAUCCGGAGAAAAAGCAUCGCCGGGACCCUGGUUUGGAAUUGGGCAACUGGCUCAUCGGAAAAUGCCGCAGAUCUUCUGUGCAGCUGACCGAGGACACGGAUGUCAAGGUGGAACCAGAGGAAGCGGAUUAUCUCGACUACGACGAUGUACCCCCGCCCGAGUACAAGAGCAAUGAGUCCUCCCCUCAGCUGUUACCAAUGAAGGAAUUGGAUAACUUAUCAGAUGAUGACGAUAUUGAAAGGCAGAUGAAAAAUGAGAAAUGUGGAACGCCGAAGGCGUUUACUAAGCAAGUUAUUUUCAACAUCAUUGCCUAUGGAAUUCUUGCAUAUCACAGUGUCUCUUUCGAUCAGCUGAUGCCCGUUUUCCUGAGCACACCCAAGUCCGGGGAAGAUGCCAUCUUGCCAUUCAAAUUCACUGGAGGUCUUGGUCUCCCCACGAAGACCAUUGGGUUCAUGCUUGCAGUGCAGGGCGUCUAUUCUAUGAUUGCCCAGCUCUGGCUUUUCCCAUCUGUUGUCCGUCACUUUGGGACCUUGCGUACUUUUCGCUUUGUUCUCUUUGUCUGGCCUCCACUCUACCUGUUGGUUCCAUACCUCAUACUCCUUCCUGAAGUGCUUCAGAUGACCGCGGUGUAUGUCGCCUUGAUCUGCAAGAUCACCUUCCAUGUCAUCGCAUUCCCAUCUACCGCUAUCUUACUCGCCAACGCUGCUCCAUCCUCUAAAGUGCUUGGGUCCAUUAAUGGUGCAGCUGCCUCAACGGCAAGUUUGAGCCGUGCUUUCGGCCCAACCGUCACUGGCCUACUUCACUCUAAAGGUCUCGAGAGUGGAUACUCUGUGCUGGCCUGGUGGGCCUGCGGUAUUGUCUGCAUCAUUGGAGCCAUUCAGAGCUUUUGGAUGGAGGAGAGUGACCCAAAAACAGAUUCCAAGCAAACCGAGCAGCAUGAGUUUAAUGCAAGUGAGAACGGCCUGCGGGGCUCCUACACUGCGGGCAAGGAGGACGCCACCGCAGAAGAAGUGCGGAGAUUACUCUCUUCUGCGCGGACUAGUGUUGACGACUCUGACAUAUUAAAUAUCGAUUUGACACAGACUCACGCCAAGCACGAGCAUGCUUGAGUUGGCCAUUCAAUAUGGCGUGACCCGACACGACCUACGCAUGACAUUUGACAUGACUCGGCUUAUUUUUACCUGACAUCACGUUUUCUUUUUUUACUAUCAUUUCUUUCUCUUUCUUUUCUAGCUCUUCCCCCCUUUCGACACUCCUGUCGAUUUGAUAUAUCUGUUCUAUUUUGCAUUUUGAUUAUCUUCCAAGUGGUGGCUAGCUUUGGUCAGGCUUUUUUUCUUUUUGAACUGCUAUGUUUCCUUCUGUGUUUAGAUCAUGGUUUUAAAUUUGGGUGGAGGCGCAUUUCAUAGACUGGAUGCAUCUUUAAAAGCAUGGGGGCUGGCUGUUUUCUUUUUUUUUUCGCCUUUUUUCCUAUUUUUGUCUUUCUCCCUAUCUUGUUGUCAUGAUCUCCAUGGAGCAUGGUUGGGUUGGACACGCGCUAUUAUGCAUCUGGGAGGCUUUUGUUAUUACCAUAUAUCCAACUCAUUUGAGCGCAGAAUCUAUUUUAAGGGAAGGUGGAC
Molecule: messenger RNA, 2359 nt
Organism: Aspergillus alliaceus
Lineage: Eukaryota; Fungi; Ascomycota; Eurotiomycetes; Eurotiales; Aspergillaceae
Product: MFS transporter
Exons: 2
Coding region: 191-1852 (553 amino acids)
Biological process (GO): transmembrane transport
Molecular function (GO): transmembrane transporter activity
Source: RefSeq, a predicted model, not a curated record